Haemonchus placei is the source of this 564-nucleotide messenger RNA. NCBI's taxonomy places the organism in Eukaryota, Metazoa, Nematoda, Chromadorea, Rhabditida, Trichostrongylidae. The record is from the annotation of a GenBank genome assembly.
AUGAACAGAAGACGAGUCAGUGUUGUAGCUGCAAUGUUGUCCAAAACACCAGUGUUGGCAUUUGAAAUGCCAACAAAAGGAGUAGAUGUCAGGACUCGUCGUUUCACCUGGAGCGCAAUGCGAGCAGCACAACGUGCAGGCCGGUCAAUUCUAUUCGCUACCGACUCCGCCGAAGAAUGUGAAGUGUUGUGCGAUCGUGUCGGAAUCGUCUACAAAGGGAGUCUGCUAACUCUUGCCACUGUGGCACAAUUGAAGAAAAGGUAUGGGAACUUUGUUGUCAUAGAAUUGUGCCCAGCUACUCCCGAAGACAAAGAGAAGAUUGUCGACACGAUACGAACGACUUUUCCGUAUGCAUCUUCCCUACCGAAUACAUCUUCAAUUUCUCAGAUGCUUCGAUGGAAAAUACCGUUUCCUCAAGGCGAAAAUACACCACAGUACCUGAACGCUCUGAAAAAUCUUGUACAAAUGCUUCCAAUUCGGGAAAGUUGUAUCAUGCGGGCACCGUUGGGCGUAGUUGUACAGAAUGCCACAGACGUUUUAUCUGAAAAAGAACCACCAAGAUGA